AAAUCAUGAAAAUCGCAAUCUUUUUGUGUCUUAUCGGAAGCUUCUUUGUAGCAAGCGAUGCUGGAAGACUUUUUUCUCAAUUUCUUCCGAUCGUUACUUUGACGGAUCAGUUGCACAAGAUGCGAGAGCACAAUGGAAAGACUAGUUCGAAUUUUCCUGAUAAGAGAUACUGCGAUGAGUCGACUUGGAUUAAUGUUCGAGCAGUUAACGAUGGUGAAAGUGCUUGUGAUGCCUUGAAAAAGCUCGAAACGGAAAAGCAAAUAGACAUUGUCUAUUUUGAUGAAAAAACCAAAGAAGUUGUGAACAAGGAUAACUGUGAUGGAGCUUCUACAUCAGCGGAUAUGACUGAGGGUCAAGUAUGUCAAAACGUCAUCAAAAACCACUUUUUCAAAGCAAUAAGGAAUAAGGCACCAACAAUAAUGUUUCUUCAAAAACCAUUGUUUGAUAAAUUGGUCUCUAAACUGCAAAUUGCUGAACACUUUUCAUCCCCAAAAGAAUUGUCCAUCAUCAUUAACGAAUGCAGACAGCUUUCUAUUAAAACUAUGAUGACAUUCUUAGCUGGUAACGAGGUUAUCAAAGCUCCAUGGGUUUGGGAAGAAAACGGUCCAGUGGGCUUCACACCGUACAAAAAUAUGCAAUUUAUGUUACAGUGUUAAAAGCCUCCAGCCCACUUUUCAUCCAUUAAUCCUUCAACGAUUUAAGUACUAAUUGCACUUUACUUUUUAACUCCCAUCAAAAAAAUGGGAAAAUAAAAAAUAAAAUCCUAUUCGC
Messenger RNA from Culicoides brevitarsis, 771 nucleotides. RefSeq lists its product as uncharacterized. NCBI's taxonomy places the organism in Eukaryota, Metazoa, Arthropoda, Insecta, Diptera, Ceratopogonidae. The transcript is spliced from 4 exons. The coding region runs from base 6 to 656 and encodes 216 amino acids. The record is from RefSeq and is a predicted model, not a curated record.